Linepithema humile (Argentine ant) is the source of this 1804-nucleotide messenger RNA. RefSeq names its product protein MEMO1. The record is from RefSeq and is a predicted model, not a curated record. Lineage: Eukaryota; Metazoa; Arthropoda; Insecta; Hymenoptera; Formicidae.
GCGUAUCGGUUGACUGAAUAAUCUAUGGUAGGACAAUAGCCAAGGUUUGUGAUAGCGUUUUAUAAACAUUUUACACUCGGCUAAAAUAUAAGCCCUAUUUCGCCCGAUCUUGUCAGAGUUUUGUUCGCGCUAGAUGAAGUGCUGUUGAUCGCUAAGCUAAAUACGUCUAAGGGAAAAGACAAUCCUAUUCGACUCAAGAAUGGCAUUAAUUAGGAGAGCUUCUCACGCUGGUAGCUGGUACUCGGAUAAUGGUUCAGAAUUAAGCAAGCAAUUAGAAGGUUGGUUGGGAGCAGCUGACUUAUCUCAUGGACCUGCAAGAGCAAUCAUUUCCCCGCAUGCAGGGUAUAGUUAUUGCGGGGCAUGUGCUGGUUUUGCUUAUCGGCAAAUUAGUCCUGUUGUUGUCCGUAGGAUAUUUAUUCUAGGCCCUUCUCAUCAUGUGAGAUUGCCAGGUUGUGCCCUAUCUUCGGCUUCUGUUUACCGAACACCGUUAUAUGAUCUACAUAUCGACCAACAAGUGAGAAGAGAACUUGAAGAAACUGGUCAUUUUGAAUGCAUGGAUCUGACUACAGAUGAAGAAGAGCAUAGUAUUGAGAUGCAGCUACCAUUCAUCGCUAAAGUUAUGGAAGGAUUCAAGGACUUAUUUACCAUAAUACCUAUUUUGGUGGGAUCCUUGAGCCCGGAGAGAGAAGCGCUUUAUGGGAGACUAUUAGCACCUUACAUGGCUGAUUCACAAACAUUAUUUGUCAUCUCUUCAGAUUUCUGCCAUUGGGGACAGCGUUUCCGCUAUACUUAUUACGAUAGAUCAUGUGGGCCUAUAUACAGAUCUAUUCAAAACCUUGACAAAAUGGGUAUGGACAUUAUAGAGACUUUGAAUCCUGCUAUGUUCACGGAGUAUCUUAAGAAAUAUGGUAAUACUAUAUGUGGCCGGCAUCCGAUUGGCGUUUUAUUGCAGGCAAUUCACAGUCUUAAAGGAAACACAAAUGGUCAAAGGAUGAAUCUGAAAUUUUUGAAAUAUGCUCAAAGUAGUCAAUGUAACAAUAUGAAUGACAGUUCUGUCAGUUACGCUAGUGCUUCCCUGGUUCUCGAGUGAUAAAAAUAUACAAUUUAAAUAUGGUCGUUGACCAGUUUGAAUAUAAACAUUUUCUUAAAGUGGAAUGAUGUUUGAUAGUAACAUGACAGUAAUGUUCUAUAAAUUAUGCGAGAUUAAACAAAAAAGUCAAGAUUUUGUAAUACAAAAGGAUAAUAAGACAGGGAACGCUGAAUUUAACCGCUCUAACUUUUAACAUUAUUUGCAUAUAUACUGUUUGUGGCUACACAACAAAUGUCAGGGCAAGUGUUAAUUCUUACGUUACAUGUAACAGAUGUAAUGUAUCGUUACGGAAACCUUUUGUAUAAAUGCAUUUUGGUUUAUUACUUACAUGAGAUAUGCAGUACUUCCAGAUUUCAAUAUGGGAAGGAGCUUAAAUAUUUCUUUGCUUUGAUUAUUGGUACAGCUAUAGUAUGUGUCGUAGCAACGUGCGUUUCAUGCGUAUUUUUGAGAGAGCAGAUUUCAAACUAGCGGCAAAGAAGAGAAUAUUGUUGCUAUUUAUAAACAAAACUAAUCAAAUUAAUUAGAAUUGUUGAUUUUAUAUACGUAAAUUUAUAAUUUAAAUAAUCUUAGCAUAUAUUACAUAUGUUAACAAUGAUAUGAUUUAUGGUGCUUAAAUUUUAUUGUAUAUUUAGUCUAUAUAUCUAAUAUAAAUUAGCAUAAUUGUAAAAAUUAAAUAAUUCUGGAUUUACCUGAAUUAAUUUAGGCUAUGAUUGC